Molecule: messenger RNA, 1113 nt
Organism: Opisthocomus hoazin
Lineage: Eukaryota; Metazoa; Chordata; Aves; Opisthocomiformes; Opisthocomidae
Source: RefSeq, a predicted model, not a curated record
AUGGGUGGUGGAGGAAUGGGUGGCUUUGGUGGAGGAAUGGGUGGCAUCCAACCGGUGCAGGUUGACCCAACCCUCCUGCGGCCGGUCCAUGUUGAGAUUGACCCCCAAAUCCAGCAAGUCAAAAACCAGGAGAAGGAGCAGAUUAAGACUCUUAACAAUCAGUUUGCCUCUUUCAUUGACAAGGUCCGUUUCCUGGAGCAACAGAACAAGGUCCUCUCCACCAAGUGGGAGCUCCUCCAGCAGCAAGGGCCUUCAGGGCCGAGGAAGAACCUCGAUGUCAUCUUUGAAAAUUACAUCCAGAACCUGAGGAGGAAGCUGGAAUCUCUCCUGUCACAGAGGGGACAGUUGGAGUCAGAGCUGCAGAACAUGCGGCAGUACGUGGAGGAGUACAAAACCAAGUACGAAGACGAAAUCAACAGGCGCACCGCUGCUGAGAACGAGUUUGUGGUGCUCAAGAAGUACGAACAGCUGCAGAGCACUGCUGGAAGGCAUGGGGACAGCCUCCGCAACACCAAGAUAGAGAUCCAGGAGUUGACCAGGAACAUCCAGAGGCUGCGGGCUGAGAUUGAGAAUGUGAAGAAGCAGAACCAGCAGCUGCAGGCAGCUAUUGCUGAGGCUGAGGAGCGGGGUGAGAUGGCCCUGAAGGAUGCCAGGAGGAAACUGGAAGAGCUGGAAUGUGCCCUGACCAAAGACAAGGAGGAACUGGCUCGCUUGCUGAAGGAGUACCAGGAGCUGCUGAACACCAAGAUUGCCCUGGACGUGGAGAUCGCCAUGUACAGGAAGCUGCUGGAGGGAGAGGAGAACAGGCUGUGCAAUGAUGGCAUGUCCAACGUCAAUGUCUCUGUGGUAGGCAGGACCACCAUCACUGGAGGCAGAGGAGGCAUGGGAGGAGGAAUGGGAGGAGGCGUGUGUGGAGUAGGAGGAGGCUUCGGAGGUGGAAGCAUGGGCGGCAGCUGUGGAAUAGGAGGAGGAGUGUACGGCGGUGGCUUCUCUUCUGGAAGUGGGAGGAUCUGCGGCUCUGGAGGUGGCGGCUACAGCUCUGGUGGGGGAUCGUCCUCCGUACGGAGAUGUGUCACGACCACCUCCGUCAAAUCUUCAGGAGUGAGGUUCUGA